Messenger RNA from Sinocyclocheilus rhinocerous, 2614 nucleotides. RefSeq names its product rho guanine nucleotide exchange factor 33-like. Gene Ontology annotation, molecular function: guanyl-nucleotide exchange factor activity. NCBI's taxonomy places the organism in Eukaryota, Metazoa, Chordata, Actinopteri, Cypriniformes, Cyprinidae. The record is from RefSeq and is a predicted model, not a curated record.
UGUCCUCGACUUCAUCAGACUCACAUGUUUCAAAGAGGAGGGGAAGAGAUAGGUGGGACAGAUGAGAGAGAGAGAAAGACAAGUGAUAGAAAGACAAAGUCACAGAAUCAGAAAGCUCUCCUGUCAGUUCUAACCAUAUAAAAACAUAGAAGUGUGACAUUUCAUUGGCUUGUAAAACUAUCAGUUUGAGCAAAGAAAUUCUACUAGAAAAGAUCCAAACCACAGAGGAUCUGAAACAACAGUUCUGGAUUUGGACCUGGAAGACCAUCAGAUCAUGGAGAAUGGCAAAAUAGAGGGUAAUGACAUAGACGCCAUAGACCUUCAGGAAGACAUAAGCACAGCUCUAACGCAGCUCUCUGAGGUUAGGAGUAAACAAAAAGACCUGCAGAGGGACCUGGACCUCAUGCAGAGCACUCAACACAGGAAAGGCUCAAGGGGGGAGGGAUCAGUGGAUGGCCACGCCUCUCUAAACAGCCAAACAGAACUCAGUCUCAUUCAGCAUUACACAAGCAGCCUAUCAGCUAAUCAGAACUCUUAUCCUGAGCAUGACGGUCAAAAGAAGUCUCCAGUGUGGAGGGAGAGAAAAAACAGCCAAGAUCUGAAAGAACAAAACAACUCAACUAUAACUCAGAGGCAGACUGCAGCACUGGAGCUGUUGGAGUCUGAGAGAGUGUAUGUGUCGUAUCUCUCACUCCUGUUAAAGGCCAACAUCAGUUUUAACUCGGAAAAUGUCAGCCUCAAAGACAAACGACCUUUCCCUCCCUCUCUACACUUCUUGAUUCAGCAGCAUCUGGAACUCCUUCACCUUCUCCAGGAGAGAGUUCUUAAGAGCCACUGGCAAGGAAUCAUGGGAGAUGUAUUUCUAAGGCUCACUAGCAAGGAAAGUGAUUUUCUGGAUCAUUAUGUAUCAUAUCUACGGGACCUGCCAGAAUGUUUGACAGUGGUUAGUCUGUUCUCCUCUUCAAAAUCAGGCAGCUUACUAGAGAGUGACAUCACAGGGGAUGAGACACGUCCGUCUCUACACUCUCUGCUUCUACAACCUGUCCAACGUAUCCCAGAAUACCAUACGCUCCUCCAGAGUCUUGUACAGCAGACAGAGUCAGAGCAUCCAGACUAUUACCUGUUACUGGUGUCUGUGCAACAACUCCGAUCUUUCAUGACCCAUUACAGCCAUCUGCUACAGCACAACCAGGAGCUCCUCACACACAGUCAUGCCCUGCGAGAACACACACACAACCUGUGCACACACCAGCAGGAGCGGCCCUCACACACCUGAAAAGAGCUUAGCAGGUCUACAGUGAGACAGCUGUAUAAAGUCGACUAUGAGAAAAAUUACAGCAACACCAGUGCACAAAAUGAUCCUUCUCGACGUAACAAACACUACACUGACUAUGAAGCGGCACCCUAUCACUACGACCCAGAAAUCCCGUCCCCUGUCUCCUGCCUGUCCGACUCUGACUCUCGCCACAAAGCCAUCUCAGUUGCUCUGCGCAGCAUUCCAGAGACAGAGGGAGCGGGAUCGGUCCUCUCUGAUGCACUGGGUGUGCUCUUUCCCUACAGAGCUGGAGGCUCUCGCUGCUCAAGCCCGUCUCAUUCCUCUGACUCCAGCACUGAUAUCGCCUUUGUGCAUUGUAGUCCUUCUCAUAGUCCACCUAGACAGUCCCACAGUAGGGGGCGAAGUGCUGGGGGUGUGGUUUAUAGGUCCAACAGAGGCUGUGUGUCACCUGACUCAGCAGAUAUUGUGAGACCACGCCCUCUACAGGCAGUGCAGAGAAAGAGCAAAUCACUAAACGGCCUGCAGCUGGACAGUAUUGAUAUCCACGCCCACCAGACAAAAACUCCCGCCCACCCGAGGCUGGAACGCCAGUCAAGUGGCAAAUCAAGAAAGAGACCCAGCAGUCCAAAACACAGAUAUGAGACACACACUGACACAGAGGAGCAGCCACGACUAAUACAUCAAAAGGAUGCUAGAAGCCUGGUGUGGGAGGAGAUCAAAUUGAGGGGUGUGUCUGAUGACUAUGACCACACCCCUUUGAGUGAGCGCAAUAGGAAAGAAGGAAAAGGAUUUAGGAACUCCUUCAAAAAGCUCUUUAAGAAGAAGUCUAGUGGGGACGGAAAGGAGAAGACAACAGUGAAAGCUGAGUGUCAAAGCAGUGGAGAGCUGGAGACCACCAAAGCCCUCACACAAGGAGACAUUGACAGAGGAACUGCUGUUUAAACUGUUUUACUAAGUGGUUCUCAACUGGUUUUGUGUCAGGGUACAGAUUUUACAAUGAACUUCAAGUGGUGAUCCAACACAAUACCACAAAUGCUUGGUCUUUAGUGUUCACUCUCUAAAUAUUUCUGGAAUGUUGAGGGUUUCAUGCUUUCGGACACAAAACAUUUUGCAUGAGAAAUCAAUUAUUAAUAUAAUUUUGGCCAGAAGUUUGAGAACAUUUGGUUCUUGCAUUGUUUAUGCAGAUAUAUACUCACACAUAUAAACAAACAGGCACACUUAUCCAUCUUUUGUUCAGUUUAUGCUGGGCCGCACUGACAGGAUGCAAAACUGUAUCUGAUAAAAUGUAUAAUGUUAAUUACUCAUAAAUAAAAAUACUGCUAUAAAUACAUGUUGUAU